Messenger RNA from Pelodiscus sinensis (Chinese soft-shelled turtle), 5917 nucleotides. Lineage: Eukaryota; Metazoa; Chordata; Testudines; Trionychidae. The record is from RefSeq and is a predicted model, not a curated record.
CUUCACUGGGGAGUUUAACCAGCCUUCAAGCAAACCCGCUGCCGGAUCCUGUGCGUUUCCAAGCCCAGCAGCAGAGCCGCCUGUGGUCCUCAGCCGCGAGCAGGAGGAAGGUCCCCUGGGCUGGGCAGAAGGAACAUGAGCAGGACACGUGGAGAAUCUCUCGUCUGGGUUGUCUCCUACCUCUGCCUGGGGGCGCUGGGCUCCCUGACGGAUGCCAAAGGGACCUAUUACCACGCCCCGGCCCCCGUCUCCUACAGCAACCGCUACAGCCUCUAUACCUCCGGAUCUAGCCCGCAGCUCAGCCCCGGGAAGCCCACGGCGAAGCACAGGAGCUACUGUGCCUACGUGGUGCAGAGAAAUGUGACGUGCACCCUGCAGGACGGGGUGGAGAGCUACGUGAAGGCAGAGUAUCACAAGUGCAGCUGGGGGCCCAAGUGCCCAGGGAAAGUCCUGUACCGCACCUUCUUCAGGCCCAAAUACAAGAUUGGCUACAAGACUGUGACUGAGCUGGCAUGGAGGUGCUGCCCAGGACUCAUGGGAGAAGGGUGCCAUGACAGCCCCACCGAUCAACCAGGCCUGUUACCUCAGAGACCCAGCCCUAAGAUUCCUCCUGGCCACAAGAUGUUUCCAGGCCCCAGAGUUCCUCCUCAUCCCCAAAUCCACCCCGAACCAUUUCCAAGUCCAAAGAAGAACCAUUAUGGCAGAAAGAUGCCUGGCCUCUUUGGAGACAGGCUGGACCAUCUGGAAGAGGAGGUCAGGCGCCUCUCGCAGUCCUACGACAGCCUGCACAACAUGGUGAGCGGGCUGGGGGACCGCCUGCGUCUGGCCAUCCAGGAGGACACCAACAAGAUGAUCGGGUCCCUGAUGAACAGCCCAAGCGUGCCCGACUCCACGGUGGGUUUUGGGGUCAUUCCUGAUGGGAUUGUGGAUGUGGCUGACAAAGCAGACAUCGCCACCUACCCACCCAUGGGCGAGAUCCUGGCCAAGGUGACCGAGGUGAGCGACGUGCUGAAGACCAAGACAGAUUUGCUGGACGAGGUGCAUGGCCGGGUCCUGGACCAUGAUGGGCAGAUCAAGCACCUGCUGGAAUCAGCUAGGCCAUCACCCCUCACCUCCAUUGACAUGUUGGAGGAGUACGUCGACACCCGGCUGAGCAACCUGCGAGCAGAGCUUCUGGACGGCUUCGAGAAGAAGCUGGUGAAAAUCCAGAGUAGCUGCGACUUCAGGAUUAAGGAGGUGCAGCAGCAGUGCGAGGAGGAGAAAGCGGCCAACUUGCGGCUACAGCAGACCCUGGAUGGCAAGGAACUGGAAAUCAAGAAGGAGAUCUCUCAGCUGGAGACCCAGAUCCAAGGGUUGACAGUGGUGGAGAGCUGCUGCAGCAACCUGAACUACCUCACCGAGCGCAUGGACAUCCUGGAGAAGGGCCUGCACAGCAUCUCGGACUCCCAGAAGAACCUGCACUCGCAGCUCAAUGGUGAGUUCUCCACCAUCACGCUAGGGAGCCUCAUUGAAGGGCGCUUGGAGGACCUGGAGUCAAGGUUCAAUGCCACAGAGAGAGAGACUGGCAGCUGCUGCUCCAGUUUGGAGGAUAGCAUGAUGGGCAUGGUGGGGUCAGAGCUGGAUGGCGUAAGGACCUUGUUUGAGGACAAAAUGAGGACCUUGGAGGACAGGUUCAUGACCAUUGUAGGCGAGCUGAACAACGUCAGUGCCCCAGCAGGUGUGGAUGGCGCCAUGAUGCCCUUCCUAGAAGGGGAGCUUGCCAAUAUGAGGAAGCAGACAGAUGAGAGGCUGGAGGGGCUGCAGAGCCGGCUCAUCACCCUGGAGAGCACCUGCUUACUGGGCUGCACGUCUGCUUCCAAAGACGUGGAGACUUUCCGGACAGAAAUAGAAGACUGCCAGAGCAAGAACCAGGACCUGCUGCUCAGAAUGGAUAGUAACAACGACCUCCUGCGCAAGCUGAACGCCACCAUCCUGGAUAUCCAGCGGCGCAUCGAGGAGGAGGCAGCCAGCUCUCUACAAGGUGAGAUCACCCUUCUCAAGAUCAACCUAAACACGGUGAGCAAGUCCCUGACGGGGCUCCAGGACUCCGUCUCCCAGUACUCCAACACCAUGCUGCACGUCAACUCUUCGCUGGAUGAGCAUGAGCGCAAGAUAGAGGACGAGGUCCACUCCCUUCAGGAGAAGGUGAGCGACCAAGGCUCACAGCUCAUCUUCAGUGGCAGGCGCGUCCUCAACCUGAAGGGCGACCUGGAGAGACUCAAAGCCAGGAUCAUGAAUGACCUUGGCCACUGCAAGAGUGCCGCCCAGGACCUGCAGAAGGAGGUCGCCCAGUUUGACGGCCGGGUGGCCCAGGUGGAAAACAUGUGCGGCAGGCUUGGGGCUGUGACCGGGAGCCUGGACCUCAUCCGGGAUGAGCUGGAAAAGCACACGGGCAGCCUGUGGGGCUACAUGGACCACAUGAAUGGGACCGUGGCUGCCCACUCUCAGGAAAUAACUGUGCUGAAGGACAACCUGCUGGACUGCCAGGCCAAAGUGAUGGAGCUGGCCGAACAGGUCUCCCACUUGGAAGGUGCCUCAGAAAGGAAGCAGCAUUAGCUAUACUGAAACCCACCUGUCUUUAUCCUUGAAGAACAGAAUUAACUUAUAUCACACAGACUCUACUGUGACAUUGGGGUUUUUUAAUGUAAAUGAAAAGCUGCUAUCCCUUCUCCCAGCUCUGUGUUUUAACUUGUUUUUGCCUGAGAAAAAGUGAAAUCCUACAGCCCAAGUUGUCCCUUCGCCAUUAUUGGACUGGACUGGAAAUGACUUCCUUCUAGACACGUAGCAGCGAGGUGCCUGGCUGCAGCUGGGCGGGUACUACGUCGCUAUGACCCAGGAAUGACCAUUCAGGACCAAGCUCAAGGCAGAAUCCUCUUGGUGGAUGGAGUGAUUCUCAAGGAAUAAAGCUCUGUAUUUGUAAGUCGGGAAUGGACGAACUCUGUUCCUAAAGGGUCACGUGCAACUUCCCCACGGGGGCAAAGAGACAAUCAAGUACCCCCCAUCACAAGGCCCAUCAGGGGACAUUUGGAUUUUAACAGGGAAAGCCUUCUAGCAUGUACCCCUCUUUGACAGGGUUUCCAUUCUAUUCACAUUUCCCACUUGUCCUACACACACACCCGCUUCCCCCCACACUCCUUUUGACAGUUAGCAUAGGGGGAUAUGUAUUAAGACAUGUCUGUUCACAGCCUUCUUCCUCCUCCCUACUCCUGAUUGCAAUGUCCUCUGUCAGCUUCCUCCACCCUGCCUGUUGUGCUAUGGAUCAUACAACAUGCCCGGUUGGACUCUUUUUAGCAUGGCAUUUUGAGGGGAGACCAUUUUAGGACCAUACCAAGCCUGAACUGAAGGUUCUGAGGGUGCCUGUGUGUUUGCAGGCCAAACAAAUUGAACCCAACCCUUUGCUUGUUGCCUACAUCAUGUUGGAACCUAGGUCUUGGAAGAUGAAGCGUCUGGGCAUUACGCCACAGUCCUGGGGAGUGAUUUAAGCAAUAACAGGGGAGUGGAUUGAUGCAGGUGGCUUUACUGCCCAAGAUGCCGCAGAUGUAGGUUUAGAGGAGUAGGAUUUAUCUGUUCCCAGGCUACACAGGGCAAGGCGUGUUUGUGUCCACUACCCCCUCAUCACACAGACAGCAGCAGGCAACCGGGAUCACAUCCACUUCACACACCAUAGGGCCCCUGAAGCCCUCCUUGGCUAUGUGACUUCCCUAAAAAGGGACAGAGGCAGGAGGCAAAGCAGGGCAAGUCUCUUACAGCGCCUUUGAAAGAGGAACUCUUCCUAGUGUGGGACAGAGGAGGGAAAUCAAGGGAAACUCAAAUCAGCAGCCCCCUUUGGGCGAUCUCAGCAUUGCAGCUGGGUCCGAUGAGGCACAAAGGAGCCCAGUGCAGUGUCUGAGAGCUUGGAGUAGUUCUGGUGAGUUUAGCACUGCGGAUUCACCCUACUGUGGAACCAGGAAGUGACGGGGUCUCUGCUCCUAGGUCUGGGCCAUUUCAUGUCACUGGCAUGUGUGUGACAUAAGACAAUUUUAUUCUGGUUCUAAGAACAGGAGUUCCUCUGCCACAGGCUGUAGCCCAAGAAACAAGGGAAAGGUUCAACUCUGGUUUCAGGUGGGACUGAUGGCCUGGCUGGAAUGAGCAGACGUGCCCUUGGCUCAGACAGCAGUGACAGAGAGGACACAACCCAGCACCCCCAUUGGAGUCCACACAGACAUGGCCAGGGCUGCUUGGCUAAGUUGGACUUAGUCACCACGAAAAGGAAAUGGAGUCUCUAUUUCCGAUACAUUGGCACUUCAGCAUGGUCUGCUUCAGUUCUCUGCACCUGCUGCCGUGGCAGCCCUGCCCACUCCCUCCUCUUUUCUCCCCCGUGCUUCCACUCAUUUUCAGUCAGUUAGUCUCAUCCGCUUCCUUCUAGUACCACAUUUCUCCCGUGGCCCAUCACACCAGAGCACAAGUCCAGGGGGAAACAGGGCUCUGAAGAAAGCUUGCCUUUGCACCAUUUCCCCAUUAAGCACGUGGUAAAUGCUUGCCCCAGAGAGCACAUGGAAACAUCCUCAUGUAAUACAGCUUUUAUGAAAGCCCCAGCCUGGGAGGGGAAAGCAUUUCCCUUUUAAGCUGAAGAGCUGGGGAUGCAGCAUGCUGUCCACCUCUGGGCAGAAUAAAUUUUGUUGUGUGCACCAAGGGAAGUGCAGAUAUGCACCACCAGGAGAAACAUGCUACCAGCUUUGGGUAGCUGUGGACACUCUGCUAACAAGCUGGGUGGUACCUGGAUCGCUGCUGGGUGACUGCCGAAGCAGCUGGCUUACAGGGAACACUGCUACAGAGCUCAGUGGUGGAGGCAGGGUAGGAGCACACAUCAAGGCUGCCCACUGAGACCAUCUGACAUGCUCUCCAGCACAAAGCCCUAGCUUCUCCACCCUUUAGAGGCUGGGCUUUCCAGGCUGCAUGAGAUAAGGUGUGGACACAGCAAGGACAGCUCUAAGCACAGGUAAGAUGUCUCUCCCCGGGGUGGGAGAGAGGCCCUAGAACAGCGUUUCUUACACUGUGUUCCACAGCACACUGGUGUGCCACGGAGAACAACAGAAUUCAAAAUGGCCAUCCUUAAAGGAGAAGGUGACUUUUUUUUUUGCUCAACAAAAAAUCCUUCAUGUUCCUCAUUAAAAAAAAUUGUUUGGUGUUCCCCGCUCUUAAAAAGUGUAAGAAACGCUGCCCUAGAGCAAAGCUAGACCAUCUCCUUGACACCCCAGAAAACCCCUCUUGCAACCUGGGGCUACACUUCACUUCUUUGGGCUGAGGCACUUAACUGCACUGCUUCUUGCCUCCAGAGAGCCCUCUGCAGCAGGGGCAAGUGUUCUGUGGCCAAAGCCAGCUUCAUAGUCGCUUCAAGUAGGGACCCCUAAGUGAGCAGUUAAGAGGAAGAUAAACUGGAGAGCUGGAAAUGUGGUUUCUCUCUAGCCCGUGUGAUUUUAAAAUGGGGAGCUCCCUGGCACGCAGAGGAAUGUAGGCUGUUCGAACACACCUGUGCAGGAUGAUUGGUUGGGGGGGAGGGGAGAGAAAGGUUGCUCUUUCAGAAAUGGUGCUAUGUGUGACCUCCUCUCUCACCCCUCACUUGAAUGUGCUGACCGUUUUUAUGUCUGCUCCAAGACACUCACAUUUAAAAGCUAAAUCAGGUGGGGUUUUAAAUGGGCAGUUGCUGCUUUCGAAGAAGGAAUUGGGAGCAUGCCUUCACUCAAUAUUGUGGGGGUGGUUGUAGGGGCAGUGCUGAAACCGACUUCAGAGGCCAUUUGGAAUUGUUUUGAAAAAAACUUUGUACAGUUGAUCAGAUGUUAAGGGCAGUUUGUACUGAGAACAAAAAAAAAAAUUAAACUUCAUGCCGAGGUUUCUGGUA